AUGAAUGAGUGGACGGUGCAGGGCAGCGUGACCCUGGGCCAUCAGCUUGUUCUCUCUGCGUCUCAGUUCGCUCAUUGGAUGGUAAACACUCUAAUUCUGCUGAUGCAACUUGGCAUGUGGCCCUUUGCCAGCCUCCUCUAUAAGUCUGUUGGCAGCAGUCAGUGUGGAAUCCAGCUUGCUGUUUAUUACAAAAAUCAGCUGAAGUUGGCACUUAUAGGCCAGAGUCUCUUUGGGCAAGAAGUCUAUAGCCACCUCCGGAAAGAAGGCCAUCGCAUAGUUGGAGUGUUCACAGUUCCAGACAAGGAUGGAAAAGCCGAUCCGUUAGCUUUGGCUGCAGAGAAAGAUGGAAUCCCAGUGUUCAAGUUUCCCAGAUGGAGAACCAAAAACAAGACCAUCAAAGAAGUCAUGGAAGCCUACAGAUCCGUGGGAGCUGAACUGAACGUCCUUCCAUUCUGCACACAGUUUAUUCCCAUGGAUGUUAUCGAUUGCCCGAAGCAUGGUUCUAUUAUUUAUCACCCAUCGAUCCUUCCCCGUCACCGAGGAGCUUCUGCUAUCAACUGGACAUUAAUUCAGGGAGAUAAGAAAGCUGGUUUUUCCAUCUUCUGGGCUGAUGAUGGUCUAGACACAGGGCCUCUUCUCCUUCAGAGGGAAUGUGAUGUGGAGCCCAAUGACACAGUAGAUGCCCUUUAUAAUAGAUUUCUAUUCCCAGAAGGAAUCAAGGCCAUGGUAGAAGCUGUCCAGCUCGUUGCUGAUGGCAAGGCUCCUCGUAUCCCUCAGUCAGAAGAAGGAGCCACAUACGAAGGCAUCCAGAAAAAAGAAAAUGCUAAGAUUUCUUGGGGCCAGCCCGCAGAAGCUUUGCACAACUGGAUUCGAGGCCAUGACAAAGUGCCCGGAGCUUGGGCAGAAAUAGACGACCAGGUGGUUACUUUCUAUGGCUCAUCGUUACUGGAUGGUUCUGUGCCACCUGGAGAACCCCUAACAAUCAAAGGUGCUGAGAAGCCUGGUCUUGUCACCAAAAAUGGGCUGGUUCUUUUUGGCAACGAUGGGAAAAUGCUAAUGGUGAGAAAUAUUCAAUUUGAAGAUGGAAGAAUGAUCCCUGCUUCUAAAUACUUCUCAACGGGGGAAACAUCUGUGGUAGAACUCACUGAUGAGGAGAAGAAAGUGGCCCAAGAAAUCAAGACUAUCUGGGCAGGAAUUCUCAGUAACGUUUCUGCCAUUGAGGACUCCACAGACUUCUUUAAAUCUGGGGCAAGCUCGAUGGAUGUUGUCAGGCUGGUUGAAGAGAUCCGCCAGAAAUGUGGUGGACUUCAGCUGCAGAAUGAGGACGUGUACAUGGCCACCAGGUUUGCAGACUUCAUUCAGAUGGUUGUGAGGAAGCUGCGGGGUGAGGAUCAAGAGGAAGAGCUGGUUGUGGACUAUGUUUCAAAAGACAUUAAUAAUAUGACGCUGAAAAUGCCUUAUCAAUGUUUCAUCAACGGGCAGUUUGUGGAUGCCGAAGAUGGACAGACCUACGACACCAUCAACCCGACUGAUGGAUCCACCAUAUGUAAAGUAUCUUACGCUUCAGUGGCUGAUGUUGACAAAGCAGUAGCGGCAGCUAAAGAUGCCUUUGAAAAUGGUGAAUGGGGAAGAAUGAACGCCAGAGACAGAGGGAGAUUAAUGUACAGACUUGCAGACUUGAUGGAAGAAAAUCAGGAAGAGCUGGCAACCAUCGAGAGCAUUGACUCGGGGGCUGUGUACACCUUGGCUCUGAAGACCCACGUCGGCAUGUCUGUGCAGACGUUCCGGUACUUUGCGGGCUGGUGUGACAAAAUCCAGGGUUCUACAAUCCCAAUUAACCAAGCCCGCCCAAACCGUAAUCUGACCUUCACCAAGAGAGAACCUCUAGGAGUCUGUGCAAUUAUCAUUCCCUGGAAUUAUCCCCUAAUGAUGCUGGCAUGGAAGAGCGCAGCAUGUCUGGCGGCAGGCAACACCUUGGUGCUCAAGCCAGCACUGGUUACACCUCUGACGGCCUUAAAGUUUGCAGAGCUCUCCGCCAAGGCUGGCUUUCCGAAGGGAGUGGUCAAUAUCAUUCCUGGCUCAGGUGGCUUAGCUGGACAGCACCUAUCCGAACACCCAGAUAUUCGCAAACUUGGCUUCACCGGUUCCACAGCAAUUGGCAAACAGAUCAUGAAGAGCUGUGCCGCGAGUAACUUGAAGAAAGUUUCCCUUGAACUUGGUGGUAAAUCGCCGCUGAUCAUAUUCAAUGACUGUGAACUUGACAAAGCUGUGAGAAUGGGCAUGGGAGCUGUGUUUUUCAACAAGGGAGAGAAUUGUAUUGCAGCAGGCCGUUUAUUUGUAGAAGAAUCCAUUCAUGAUGAAUUUGUGAAACGAGUGGUAGAAGAAAUAAAAAAGAUGAAAAUCGGCGACCCCCUGGACAGAUCCACGGAUCAUGGCCCCCAGAAUCACAAAGCCCACUUGGAAAAACUUCUACAAUACUGUGAAACGGGGGUGAAAGAAGGCGCCACUUUGGUAUAUGGAGGAAGACAAGUCCCCAGGCCUGGCUUUUUUAUGGAGCCAACUGUGUUUACAGAUGUUGAAGACCACAUGUACAUUGCCAAAGAGGAGUCUUUUGGGCCUGUUAUGGUUAUUUCUAAAUUUAAAAAUGGGGAUAUCGAUGGAGUGUUGCAACAAGCGAAUAAUACAGAGUAUGGCCUGGCUUCAGGGGUUUUCACAAGAGAUAUAAACAAAGCUAUGUAUGUGAGUGAAAAGCUGGAAGCAGGGACGGUCUUCAUUAAUACCUACAACAAGACUGAUGUGGCAGCCCCAUUUGGUGGUGUGAAACAGUCUGGUUUUGGCAAAGACUUGGGUGAAGAGGCUCUCCGUGAGUACCUGAAAACAAAGGCAGUCACUCUAGAAUAUUAGAUCACCUCGGACUCUAGAAUUCCUCUAGAGGCAUCUGCAUCACUGUUCUCCACGCAGCACUUGAUAGGACUCCUGGGAGUGCUCUUGGAACAAACAUUAUCAACCAGCAAAAAAAAAAAAGGCAAAUUUCCUAUGAUUCAAUUGCAUGGGUAUGAGUCUGAACAUUUGUGAAUAUUUUUACACUCGAUAACUAAU
Molecule: messenger RNA, 3099 nt
Organism: Trichosurus vulpecula (common brushtail)
Lineage: Eukaryota; Metazoa; Chordata; Mammalia; Diprotodontia; Phalangeridae
Gene: ALDH1L2
Product: aldehyde dehydrogenase 1 family member L2
Exons: 24
Coding region: 1-2904 (967 amino acids)
Biological process (GO): biosynthetic process; one-carbon metabolic process; 10-formyltetrahydrofolate catabolic process
Cellular component (GO): cytoplasm
Molecular function (GO): aldehyde dehydrogenase (NAD+) activity; formyltetrahydrofolate dehydrogenase activity
Source: RefSeq, a predicted model, not a curated record